ACCACCAAGCUAUAACCAAACGCAAGGUCUUACAGAACCUUCAGUGGAUCCAUCGUUCUCUGUAUCUCGUAAAAUAAUUUCAAAAUAUUUCCAUAAUCGGAAUUAAAAAUUUUUUUAGACAAUUAAAAGAAAAUUUAUCUUAAAGUAUCAGCUGUCUUGUUAAAGUUUUCCAAGAAAAAUGUUUUUGAUAAUUAGUGGCUAGUAGCUUACAUGACAAUUAAAUGGCACUAAGCUUGACAAGUAUAUUUAAUAAGACGUAAAAUAAUACUUUCUUUCAUCAAAUAGUUUCUCCGAGGAAAAUUUUAAUUGCAAAUGCGACAGGUGACUGGCCGCGAGUACCUGCAGCUGCGAUUUGUCCUCGAUGCACAACGUUCAUCAUCACUGUUGCAGUAGCACGUCGGUCUACGAUUACUCAUCUUAUGGCAUUAAUGCUCUUUUUAUUAGGGUGUUGGCCAUGUUGCGUGAUACCAUACUGCACGAAUUCUUGCGACAGUGUGGAUCAUUAUUGUCCUAUCUGUCGCGCGCAUCUUGGAACUUACACACCAUGAAACGUAUUGAGAGUCUUAAGAUGAUCAGAGAUCAAUCAUUGAUUGCGCUUUUGAUAUGCUUGAUUUUGCUUCACACUUACAUAGAUGCCUGGCACAAUCGCAGCAGGCACAGAAUCGCGGAUAGAAGACGAAUGUGGCAAAUAAAUGGUAAUAGACCUGCUUUUACCACCUCAGGAAUAAUGAAACGUAAAUGGGAAUCGUCAGAAUUUCAAAAUAAUAAUCUCACUCAAAAUAUUAGAGAGAAAAGACUCUUCUCGCUGUUCACACUGGUCAAGUUCGAGAAUAAUAUCUGCGGCGGAUUAAACGGGGAGAACGGCACGUGCGUUGCAGCGGCGGAAUGCGCGCAGCGUGGCGGUAUCUCCAGCGGCAUUUGCGCGAAUGGCUAUGGAGUUUGUUGCAUAGUCACAGUAUCCUGCGGUGGAAUGACAGCUGACAACAACACGCAUUUUGUCAAUCCAAAUUAUCCAUCCACUUUUGAUGGCAUGAAUUCGUGUCAACUGACAUUGGUGAAAUCGCAUCCGGAUGUAUGCCAGUAUCGGUUGGACUUUGUACAAUUCAAUAUUAGGGGUCCGGAAACAAUGAAUAACGUCUGCACUUAUGAUCAAUUCAUUGUUUCCGGCGGUAAUCCGGUGCCAACGAUAUGCGGUAACAAUGAUGGAAAUCACAUGUAUAUAGACACGGGUGUCGGGCAAACUAAUCCGGUUACCUUGACUUUUGUUACGAAUGGCAAUUCUUUUCCACGAUCAUGGAAAGUUCGAAUCUCGCAGAUACGAUGUAGUACGAUAUAUCGAGCUGAAGAGGGCUGUCUUCAGUAUUUCACCGGUGUCUCUGGUCAAAUAAAAUCCUUCAACUACGAUCCUACGGCCGGACUACAAUUGUCGAAUCAAGAUUAUAGUAUAUGUAUCAGAAUGGAAAGAAAUUUUUGCGGCAUUCAGUAUAUGGCGUGUACUGAUGAUGCUCAAGGAAUAAUAAUGCCUACCACAUUUGGUACUUCGGGUCAACAAAUAAUGCGUAGCAACGCAUUCACGCUGACGGGUAAUACGCAAACCACGCAAAUUGUGUCGAUGACAGGUACAUCCUGUACAACCGAUUGGCUAUCGAUACCCUGUGCCACGAAUCUAGGUCGGAUAACCACGAGUCCAUUGACAUGCGUCGAUCGAUUAUGCGGCGGUACUUUCAAUUCAGAACCGCAAAACUUUAACGCGUCUUCUGUUAUUAGCACCGUGAAACCAUUCAGAUUGAUAUUUCACACGGAUAGUACCGAGGGACCUGUUGACGUUGGAAAUAGAGGCUUCUGUCUUAAUUAUGUUCAACAACCAUGUACGACGAAUUUGAAAUGAAGGCCAUUUUAUUAAGUAUAAUUAAAGAAUUAAAACGUAAGUUUAUGGAACCUUAAUUUUUAUUUCAAAAUUUGUAACACACAUAUUUUUUUGUAACCAUAUUGACAUACGAAGAAUUCGCUUAAAAAGCAGUCGGUAAUCUAUUGUUA
Molecule: messenger RNA, 2037 nt
Organism: Pogonomyrmex barbatus (red harvester ant)
Lineage: Eukaryota; Metazoa; Arthropoda; Insecta; Hymenoptera; Formicidae
Source: RefSeq, a predicted model, not a curated record